Messenger RNA from Grammomys surdaster, 975 nucleotides. It is a transcript of the gene Mas1, whose product is annotated as MAS1 proto-oncogene, G protein-coupled receptor. Gene Ontology annotation, molecular function: angiotensin receptor activity. The transcript has a single exon. Gene Ontology annotation, cellular component: membrane. NCBI's taxonomy places the organism in Eukaryota, Metazoa, Chordata, Mammalia, Rodentia, Muridae. Bases 1 to 975 code for a protein of 324 amino acids. Gene Ontology annotation, biological process: G protein-coupled receptor signaling pathway. The record is from RefSeq and is a predicted model, not a curated record.
AUGGACCAGUCAAAUAUGACAUCCCUUGCUGAGGAGAAAGCCAUGAAUACCUCCAGCAGAAAUGCCUCCCUGGGGAGCUCGCCCCCACCCAUUCCCAUAGUGCACUGGGUCAUCAUGAGUAUCUCCCCUCUGGGCUUUGUGGAGAACGGGAUCCUCCUCUGGUUCCUCUGCUUCCGGAUGAGGAGAAACCCCUUCACAGUCUACAUCACCCACUUGUCCAUAGCUGACAUCUCCCUCCUGUUCUGUAUUUUUAUUCUAUCCAUUGACUACGCUUUAGACUAUGAACUGUCUUCUGGUCAUUACUACACAAUCGUGACGUUAUCGGUGACUUUUCUAUUUGGCUACAACACGGGCCUCUAUCUGCUGACGGCUAUCAGUGUGGAGAGGUGCCUGUCGGUCCUCUACCCCAUCUGGUACAGAUGCCACCGCCCCAAGCACCAGUCGGCAUUCGUCUGUGCUCUCCUGUGGGCACUUUCGUGCUUGGUGACCACCAUGGAGUAUGUCAUGUGUAUCGACAGCGAAGAAGAGAGUCACUCUCGGAGCGACUGCCGGGCGGUCAUCAUCUUCAUAGCCAUCCUCAGCUUCUUGGUCUUCACUCCGCUCAUGUUAGUGUCCAGCACUAUCUUGGUGGUGAAGAUCCGGAAGAACACGUGGGCCUCCCAUUCGUCAAAGCUGUACAUGGUCAUCAUGGUCACCAUUAUCAUAUUCCUCAUCUUCGCCAUGCCCAUGCGGGUCCUCUAUCUGCUGUACUACGAGUACUGGUCGGCCUUUGGGAACCUCCAUAACAUCUCCUUGCUUUUCUCCACCAUCAACAGCAGCGCCAACCCUUUCAUCUACUUUUUUGUGGGCAGCAGUAAGAAGAAGCGCUUCAGGGAGUCCUUAAAAGUAGUCCUGACCAGGGCUUUCAAAGACGAAAUGCAACCCAGGCGCCCGGAGGGCAACGGCAACACUGUAUCCAUUGAGACCGUGGUCUGA